Pelmatolapia mariae (spotted tilapia) is the source of this 840-nucleotide messenger RNA. RefSeq names its product nipsnap homolog 1 (C. elegans) (gene nipsnap1). The record is from RefSeq and is a predicted model, not a curated record. The transcript is spliced from 10 exons. Lineage: Eukaryota; Metazoa; Chordata; Actinopteri; Cichliformes; Cichlidae. Gene Ontology annotation, cellular component: mitochondrion.
AUGGCGACACCUAGGUCUGUUCAGGCUAAAGGAUAUUUGCUGUACAGGUAAGCUAUUUCUGUCAAUCUGCACGGAACCAGCAAGAGGUUUUCAGAGAGCAGCGACAAAGGCUGGUUCCGAUCCUUAUUUGUGCACAAAGUCGAUGCCAGGAAAGAUGCUCACUCCAACCUGCUUUCAAAGAAGGAGACCAGCAACUUGUAUAAGAUUCAAUUUCAUAACGUCAAACCAGAAUGCCUAGAAGCAUACAACAGUCUGGAGGCUGAAGUGCAGAAAAGACUUCACGAGGACCAGGACUACCCGUGUGAGGUAGUUGGAAGCUGGAAUACCUGGUAUGGAGAACAGGAUCAGGCUGUGCAUCUGUGGCGAUACAGAGGAGGCUACCCAGCUUUGACUGAUUGUCUGCAGAAGUUGAGAGCUAACAAGGAGUACUUAGAGUUUCGGAAGGAAAGGGCCAAAAUGUUGCUUUCAAGACGAAAUGAACUUCUUCUGGAGUUCAGUUUCUGGAAUGAACCCCUUCCCAGACAAGGACCAAACCUCUAUGAAAUGCGCACCUAUUACCUUAAGCCAGGAACCAUGAUUGAAUGGGGCAAUCGCUGGGCAAGGGCAAUCAAACAUAGACAAGAAAACAAUGAGGCAGUAGGCGGUUUCUUCACACAGAUUGGCCAACUCUAUGUUGUUCAUCACUUGUGGGCUUAUGAGAGCCUCCAGUCCAGAGAGGAGACAAGAAACUCUGCCUGGCGGAAAGAAGGAUGGGACGUAAACGUGUAUUAUACAGUGCCUUUGUUGCGAAGUAUGGAGUCAAGAAUAAUGAUUCCAACUAAGAGUUCACCUUUACAAUGA